This is a messenger RNA of Acaromyces ingoldii, 1356 nucleotides long. RefSeq lists its product as hypothetical. Gene Ontology annotation, biological process: 'de novo' NAD+ biosynthetic process from L-tryptophan. NCBI's taxonomy places the organism in Eukaryota, Fungi, Basidiomycota, Exobasidiomycetes, Exobasidiales, Cryptobasidiaceae. The record is from RefSeq and is a predicted model, not a curated record. Gene Ontology annotation, molecular function: heme binding; metal ion binding; indoleamine 2,3-dioxygenase activity. Gene Ontology annotation, cellular component: cytoplasm. The transcript has 2 exons. The coding region runs from base 93 to 1229 and encodes 378 amino acids.
CUUUGCACUCGACACUCGCUCGCUCUCUGAGCCUUUCAUUCCCACCACAACGAACAUAACUGGAACAUUGUGCGAUAGAGAGAAGAGAAGAAAUGCUCGACGAGGCCUGGACGCAGCUUGUCGACGAGUCGGGGGGCACCUGGCCUCCAUCGCCCUCGCGCCAGUUUCCUAGUCCGCUAGACAAGCUCCAUGAGCUGGCGCUCGAGGCGCCAAAUGUCUUCAGCCGGCCUGACUAUGCCAGCAUGAAGCACGACGAUAUCAAGGCCAAUCGGGCCUGGCUCGUCGAGAGGUUGCAGCCCACCGACGAGGUCUUGACCGCGCUCCGCUCUCUCAACCAGCAUCAGAUUCUCGGUAUGGCGGCCUGCAUGUCCACCCUAGCGCACAUGUACCGAUGGGGCUCUGUGCCCACACUGACAGCCGCCCAGGAGGAGAAGAGGAACCACCUGCCCAACAUGAUUCUCGCCGCACAAAUGUACCUCAACGGCCGGCUAGGCAUUCGAUCUACUGGUGGCACCAUUACGACUCUCUCCUUGUGCAACUACGACCGGGAGCGUGACGUAAUCUACUAUAGCAUGACGAAGAACUUCACCCCAGACAUCAUCGCGGCCGAGCUGUGGAACGCCAAGCUUUUCCACGAGAUGGAGCGCAUCGCCGAGCCCUUUUAUCGGAGCGUGGUCCAGCUAGCCGACGAUGUCAUCGGACGGGGCAAGGACAGCACAGCACUGGAGGAGGGCAACGAAGCGAUCCGGCAGGCAUUUGCCUAUUUCUACAAGUAUCUCAAAGAGCCUACCGUGUCCAAGGCUGUCUGGUCCCGAUAUGCCCAGGGCUUCCACGGCUGGAGCUGGGAUGGCUUCGAGGGCGUGAGCGGGGAUCAGGCCGUCAUGGUGCGGGUGAUGGACGCGCUGCUCGGCAUCCCGCCGACGUCGCCGCCAACGCACCUGACAAAGGGCCAGCGCGACUUCGUCGACACGCUCCGCACCGCCAACAUUCGGCAACGAGCUGUAGCAGAGGGCUUCCCGCUUGCCACGAAGAGCAUAAAUGAUACGCUGCGGAUGCUCAAGACAUGGCGGAUGGGCCACGUGAAAAAGGCCUGCUUCUACGAGGACAUUCACCUGCCCGAGCGCAAGCCCAUGAGCGGAGGAAAGGGCACCGACGCCGAUCUGGGUCUCGAGGGUAUGGUGGCGAGGAUCCAGAUGCGGCUGCAGACACGCACGGCCCUGACGAGGUAGCUUCUCCCACUGUAAAAGGAAGAUACGAUUUCUUGAUUUGCCCGGUCCAUCGCUUCCGUCAACGCAUUUGCCCUAUUCAAUCGCAAUGUCAUCACCGUCACCUUGUCUCCUCAUUAAUGCAAUCCUC